Molecule: messenger RNA, 801 nt
Organism: Cynara cardunculus var. scolymus (artichoke)
Lineage: Eukaryota; Viridiplantae; Streptophyta; Magnoliopsida; Asterales; Asteraceae
Product: autophagy-related protein 8C-like
Exons: 6
Coding region: 186-554 (122 amino acids)
Biological process (GO): cellular response to nitrogen starvation
Source: RefSeq, a predicted model, not a curated record
GAAUUGGGAAAUCCCAAAAUUUGCGUAUUCCCUUCCGUGUAGGAAUCAAAAUCCCCCUUCCCUCACCCUUUCUUCUAUCCAAUUUCAAUCUCUCCUCUUAAAAUAAACCCUAAAUCAGUUGGAUUUUACCCAAUUUCUCCAAUCAUUCUCUCUUGAUUUUGACAGAAACGAAUCAGAGUGCAGCCAUGGUUAAAUGCUCCUUCAAGCUUGAUCAUCCUUUGGAGAAACGGUUGGCUGAAUCCUCUCGCAUCAGAGAGAAGUAUCCCGAUAGAGUACCGGUGAUCGUCGAGAGAGCGGAGAAAACCGACAUUCCCGACAUAGACAAAAAGAAAUAUCUAGUACCGGCUGAUUUGACCGUUGGUCAAUUCGUUUAUGUGGUUCGUAAGAGGAUCAAGCUUAGCGCUGAGAAGGCUAUAUUCGUUUUCGUCAAGAACAUGCUCCCACCGACCGCUGCUUUGAUGUCGGCAAUUUACGAGGAAAACAAGGACGAAGAUGGGUUCCUCUACAUGAGCUAUAGCGGCGAAAACACAUUUGGAUUUCAAGAAAUGCAGUAAUGGUCGAUGUGUUACGAACAAAUUCUAAAAUGUAAAUUCUUCCGUCUUUAAACAUGAUUGACUUCAAAUACACGACUAUAAUGCAUUAGAUUCGAUCGUUAUAGUCUUUGAUUCACGUGUGUCGUAUUCGAUCGUUCUUACGGCAUGGCAUUGCCUGCUGGUUCGUAUCACUAAUGGCCGUCGUUAUAUGAUUCGUGUGUGUUGUAUUUAAAUACGGUCCUUGUAUCGCAUAAUCUUGUUAACACGA